AUGUUCAAUUUGCAAGGCAAAGUCGUCCUCAUUACCGGUCUCGGCCAAACCAGCGACGAAGGCUGGGGCAUUGGAGCAGCCAUUGCCACGCUCUUCGCUCGUCAAGGAGCCUCCAUUUACGGUGGAAAUCGCUCUCUCGAGUCCGCGGAAAGAACGAAGCGUCGCAUCGAAGAGGAAGGUGGUAUUUGCGAUGUUCUCUCGACAGAUGUUACCGAUUCGGCAUCCGUGAAAGCUCUCGUCGACAGAUGUCUCCAGAAGCACGGACGUAUCGAUAUCUUAGUCAACAACGUUGGUCGCUCGGAGCCUGGAUGCCCAGCCACAAUGGCAGAGGACGUAUGGCACUCUCAAGUCGACAUCAACCUCAAUAGCGUGUACCUCACGUGCCACCACGUGCUCCCGAUCAUGGAACGACAAGAGUCUGGAGGCGCAAUUGUCAACAUUGCCAGCAUCGCUGGUCUGCGCUACAUCGGAAAGCCCCAAGUCGCGUAUUCUGCAACCAAAGCCGCCAUCAUGCAGUUUACCAAAGCCACGGCCGUUAUAUACGCGGCUAGAAGAGUUCGACUGAACACGGUGGUCCCCGGACUGAUCUACACACCGUAUACCCAGGACCUUGCGAAGCGGUAUGCCCCCGGAGGAGACGAGGAGGCGUAUAUGAAGAAGCGUGAUGAACAGGUGCCAAUGGGCCGGAUGGGAGAUGCAUGGGAUGUAGCCAAUGCUGCGCUGUUUCUGGCGUCUGACGAAGCUAUGUAUGUUACUGGGCAGAAGAUUGUGGUAGAUGGAGGUAUAACUUCCUCAACAGGCCGUGUUUAA
Aspergillus chevalieri is the source of this 810-nucleotide messenger RNA. RefSeq names its product SDR family NAD(P)-dependent oxidoreductase. The coding region runs from base 1 to 810 and encodes 269 amino acids. The record is from RefSeq and is a predicted model, not a curated record. Lineage: Eukaryota; Fungi; Ascomycota; Eurotiomycetes; Eurotiales; Aspergillaceae. Gene Ontology annotation, molecular function: oxidoreductase activity, acting on the CH-OH group of donors, NAD or NADP as acceptor. The transcript has a single exon.